Messenger RNA from Arachis duranensis, 615 nucleotides. RefSeq names its product vacuolar protein sorting-associated protein 32 homolog 2-like. Bases 108 to 452 code for a protein of 114 amino acids. Gene Ontology annotation, biological process: late endosome to vacuole transport via multivesicular body sorting pathway; vesicle budding from membrane. The record is from RefSeq and is a predicted model, not a curated record. Gene Ontology annotation, cellular component: ESCRT III complex; multivesicular body; cytoplasmic side of plasma membrane. Lineage: Eukaryota; Viridiplantae; Streptophyta; Magnoliopsida; Fabales; Fabaceae. The transcript has 5 exons.
GAAAAAGCCAAAGAAUUCACCAAGGCAAAGAAUAAGAGGGCGGCAAUACAAUGUUUGAAGAGGAAGAGGCUGUAUGAGCAGCAAAUAGAGCAGCUUGCAAAUUUCCAAUGAUAAUGUUAGAAGGUGCCAAGGCAACCACAGAAACAGUUGAUGCAUUGAGAGUUGGAGCAGCUACUAUGAAGGCUAUGCAAAAAGCAACCAACAUUCAUGAUGUUGACAAGACCAUGGAUGAGAUCAAUGAGCAGACUGAGAACAUGAAACAAAUUCAGGAAACAUUGGAAGCAGAACUUGAAGAGCUAGAAGGUGCUCAGUUGGAAGAACAACUUCUUCAGCCUGCAACUACAGCUCCCGUAGCUCCUGUGCAUGUGCCAGCUGGGCGGCAACGUAAUCGCCCUGUUCCUGCAAAGCCUACUGCUGAAUUGGCAGCUUUGCAGGCAGAGAUGGCUCUUUGAGAAGGCACUGAUAUGCAUGAUAAGUGACCCCCAAAGAAUUUCAACCAGUGACACGGAAUAUUCUGCCUCUUUCAGUGAUCCGUAUCUGUGUAAAAAUCAUUGAACAGAGAAUGUAUAUAAAGGUGACAAAUAUUGAAAUGCCAUAAAGAACUUAUAGUUUGAG